Molecule: messenger RNA, 3701 nt
Organism: Trichogramma pretiosum
Lineage: Eukaryota; Metazoa; Arthropoda; Insecta; Hymenoptera; Trichogrammatidae
Gene: Esyt2
Product: extended synaptotagmin-1
Exons: 16
Coding region: 676-3210 (844 amino acids)
Biological process (GO): lipid transport
Molecular function (GO): lipid binding
Source: RefSeq, a predicted model, not a curated record
UUAUUUUAAAAAUUUUAAGAUUUCAAAGCCAAAAUAAAAAGAUUUUAUUUGUUACAAAAAAAAAUCUGCCAGCAGUCUCGCAAAAUUUACGUUGUACCCUACCCGCACACGAUCAUUUUCUACGUUACGAUCACUCGGUCGGUAUACGCAGCGAGCAUAUCAGCUGACCGAACAUCUGCUGCUCCAAUUGCCAAGUGCUAUACACAUAGGUAUACACGCAAUACACGAUCGCAAAAACUUACCGCAGUACAAAUCCGCAGCUUUUGUACAUAUCCAGAUGCUAUGUAUGAAACAUUCGCUGAUGCGCGGCGUCGGCGGUCUAAAGCGGCAGUGGCGGCAGCAGCAACACACGACGGACGACGAGAAGACGCUGCGUAAGAAAAUUUUUGCCAUUUUUUCCGCGCUCUCGGCGAUUCGAGAACAAAGCUUCGAGUUUAUCAACUCGUUGGCUUUAAAAAAUCGACAGUAUCGAGAUUUCGCGCAGCAGAAGUGUAUCAGUGGCCAGCGGUAUUUCAAAACUCGCGUGUGCGUAUACUGUGGCAUUGUGCAUCUGAGUUUUCCAUCGUUAUUAUAUACCUAUAUACAGAUACAUCGGCGAGCUGCACCGCGGAAGUAGCAGCAGCAGCCGGCACCUUGCGAAAUUUCGCAUGUGACUGUCUUUGAUUCAAAUUGAAAAUGGAAAAGGAGAAUGGUAUUAAGCAGGAGAACGGUACGAGCCCAAAAGCUUGGACGACUGCUGCUCUCAUGUCGCUGGCAACUGGUAUAAUCGAACAAGACAAUAAUGGAGAUCAAGGGGUGGAAGAGAAACCAACUUCUUGGCCUUACAUGACCUUCGGUUCGCUGUCGAAAUCUCUGUUUUUCAAAUUGGCAACCGUAGGAGUCAUUUGGGGAAUGGGAUACAUGCAAUUGAACUUUGCAUGGCUCAUUCCUCCAAUCGCUUACGCUGUAUUGAAAGGAGAAAGAAAGAAAGAUGGAGACUUGAAAAGAAUGACAGCUCAAGCUACAGCUUUAUGUAAAGAUAGAAUAAUAAUAGAGAAUAGGAUCGAUGACUUACCAACGUGGGUUUAUUUUCCUGAUUAUGACAGAGCAGAAUGGCUUAACGGGAUUUUGUACAAAGCGUGGCCAAGCAUCAAUCAUUUUGGUAGGGAUCUAUGUAAAACUAUCAUCCAAGAUGCCAUAGCUGAGCGUUUGGUAGAUUAUCAGAAAAAAAUUCCUGGCAUAGGAAAAGAUUUUCGUUUUGACAGGAUAGUAUUGGGUAGAAUUCCCCCCAAAAUCAAUGGAGUCAAGGUUUAUGACAAACAUACUUCAAGAAAUGAAAUUGUAUUAGAUAUGGAUGUAAUGUACGCUGGAGACUGUGACAUAACUUUUACAAUGGGAACUUUUAAGGCAGGAAUAAAAGACUUUCAGCUUCGAGGAAUGCUACGUGUUACCUUGAAACCACUCAUCCCAAUCAUGCCUAUUGUCGGUGGUGUUCAAGCUUUUUUUUUAAAUGUGCCAGUGGUUGAUUUCAAUUUGGUUGGUGUAGCUGAUGUUCUUGAUCUUCCUGGACUCAGUGAUAUUCUUCGUAAAAUAAUAACUGAACAAGUUGCUGCUAUUGCUGUUUUGCCAAAUAAAAUUAUAGUGCCACUUACUGAUGAAAUACCAGCAGAAAUGAUAAAAUGCCCUGAUCCUGAAGGUGUUCUUCGUAUUCACGUAGUUCAAGCCAAACACCUUAUGAAAAAAGAUAUUGGAAUGUUGGGAAAAGGAAAAUCUGAUCCCUAUGCCGUGAUCACAGUUGGAGCGCAGGAAUUCAGAACCAAGACAAUAGAUAAUACAGUAGAUCCUAAAUGGGAUUACUGGUGCGAGGCUCAUAUUCAUAGCGUUUGUAGACAAGAGGUCGAAUUGUCGAUUUGGGAUUGGGACCCAAACGUGCCGGGCGUGCAAGGUGAUGACUUUCUGGGCAGAGCCACGAUCGAGGUGAGCCGCGUAAAGAAGAAAGGAAUGAUCGAUACCUGGAUAUCGCUGGAGCUGGCUAAACACGGUAUGGUCCAUCUUCGCUUGACUUGGCUUCAGCUCACGACGAAUCCGGCCGAUUUGUCAGCCGCUUUGAAAGAAACACAAGAGUUGCGAGUCACCUCGAUGAGCACCGCCUUGCUCAUUCUCUACGUCGACUCCGCCAAAAAUUUACCCUGCCUCAAAGGCAGCAAGCAGCCCGACUCGUAUCUCGAGGCGAGCGUGGGCGGCAAGGUCGAGCGCACGGGCACUCUGUUGCGCAGCAGCAAUCCCGUCUGGGAGCAGGGCUUCACGCUGCUCGUCGGCAAUCCCGAGACCGCCACGCUCCACGUCAAGGUCAGCGACGAGAAGAGCGCCCAGGCGAUAGGCAGCAUGACCUACAAUCUGUCGGCGCUGCUGGCCAUGGACAGCAUGGAGCUGAAGAUGCAGCCGUUCGAUCUGCAGAUGAGCGGGGUGGACAGCAAGGUGCUGCUCACCAUGAAGCUGAGGAUUUUGAAGUACGAGCAGCCGGAAGUAACGUCGGACGACGAGGAUAUCGACGACAUACAGAGUCUCAACAAAAAGAUCGAACGACAAGAAUCGUCGAUAUCCAGCAAUGUACCCGACAGCCCGCUCAAGAGGCAACAGUCCAAGGACUCGAUACAGAGCUCGAUCAGCAGCGCCGUAGCCGAGACUGACCUGGGAGUCGAAGAUCCCAUGCUUCGCGAAAGCGCCGAGUCCGUGUCGGCCAUGCCGCGCCAAUCGUCCGUGCGCAGUCAAACCAGCAGCGUGUUCAAGCGAAAUCCCAGCGUCACGUCGUACGCCGGCGAGUCGAGGCUCGGCCGCGUCCAGCUGACGCUCAAGUACAGCCUCGCCAGGCAGAAGCUCUUCGUCGUCGUUCACAAAGUCGCCAAUCUACCGCUGCCGUCGCACGAUCCGUCCAACAUACCGGAUCCCUACGUGAAGCUCUACCUGCUGCCGGACAAGCACAAGGAGACGAAGCGCAAGACGGCCGUGAUGAAGGACAACUGCAGUCCGACCUUCGACGAGCAGUUCGAGUACAUCGUGUCGCAGGGCGACAUCAACACGCGCACCCUCGAGCUGUCCGUGUGCACGCAGAAGGGUUGGCUGUCGACCGGCAGCAACUGCAUGGGCCAGGUACUUAUCAAGCUGUCCGAGCUGGACUUCACGCAGGCCAACACGGCCUGGUACGAUCUGCAGCCGGAGUCCAAGGAUUAAAUGCUUGUGUGCAUUUUUUUUUCUUCACAAGACUCGUUCGAGAUUUUGUUUAUAUUCCUCUCCGUUUAAUGCUACAUUCUGACGGAGAGAUUCGUUUGCUUCGACGACGCGCAACACGAUAUGGUGCUAUACAAAAAUUUAGGAUCGAAACGACGAGUUUCGAUAAGCGUGUGAUAAUUAAAAAGAAAAAAAAGGAUGUUUACCGAUUGUUAAACAUUGUUACAUUUUGUUUCUCAACGAUACCGACGAUGCCAUUUAUUUUUUAUUUAAAAAAUAGCUUAUUUACUCUUUCAUAGAAAGUCUGUAUUGUGGGCGAACAAAUUUCAACGAUAUACUAAUGUAAUGAAACGAAAUGAAAGUUAUUACAUUAAUCAUGUCUGUAAUACCGAUUUUUUCACGUUAUAUUAUACAGAAAUGUACGUAUAAUACAUUGUACGUAAGGAAUGUAAAGCUCAAUUAUUUAUAAAUUGUCUUCGAGACACAAAAAGUAA